CUACGCCCCCUGAUUUGAUUGGCUGCUGAGCUCCAGCGGCGACCGCCUGUGACCCGCGGGCAUCGCGGUUCAGCUCUGAGAUCCGGGUUCGGUCAGGUCGACCCUACUGUCCGUUCUCCCUUUGGAGUAUUCAUGCUUCACCAUGUUGAGAGCUAAGAAUCAGCUUUUUUUGUUAUCACCCCAUUACCUGAAGCCUCUAAAUAACCUAUCAGCCUCCAGGUGGAAACGGCUUCUACAUCAGCAGCAACCCCUUCACCCAGAAUGGGCUGUACUGGCCAAAAAGCAGCUGAAAGGCAAAAACCCAGAGGACCUAAUAUGGCACACCCCAGAAGGGAUCUCUAUAAAACCCUUAUAUUCCAGGGCGGAUACUAUGGACUUACCUGAAGAACUUCCAGGAGUGAAGCCGUUCACACGUGGACCGUAUCCCACCAUGUAUACCUAUAGGCCCUGGACCAUCCGUCAGUAUGCAGGCUUUAGUACUGUUGAAGAAAGCAAUAAAUUCUAUAAGGACAAUAUUAAGGCUGGUCAGCAGGGGUUGUCUGUUGCCUUUGACUUGGCAACACAUCGUGGGUAUGAUUCAGACAACCCCCGAGUUCGUGGAGACGUUGGAAUGGCGGGAGUUGCUAUUGACACUGUAGAAGACACCAAGAUCCUAUUUGAUGGCAUUCCUUUAGAAAAAAUGUCCGUUUCCAUGACCAUGAAUGGAGCCGUCAUCCCAGUCCUGGCAACGUUUAUAGUAACGGGGGAAGAGCAAGGUGUGCCAAAGGAGAAGCUCACAGGCACAAUUCAGAAUGAUAUCCUAAAGGAGUUCAUGGUCAGAAAUACUUAUAUUUUCCCCCCAGAGCCGUCCAUGAAAAUAAUUGCUGACAUUUUCCAAUACACAGCACAGCAUAUGCCAAAAUUUAAUUCCAUUUCGAUUAGCGGGUACCAUAUGCAGGAAGCAGGAGCUGAUGCCAUUUUAGAACUGGCCUAUACUAUCGCCGAUGGGUUGGAGUACUGCAGAACUGGACUUCAGGCUGGACUCACAAUUGAUGAAUUUGCUCCAAGGUUGUCUUUCUUCUGGGGAAUUGGAAUGAACUUCUACAUGGAAAUAGCCAAGAUGCGAGCUGGGAGAAGACUGUGGGCUCACUUAAUAGAAAAAAUGUUCCAGCCUAAAAACUCCAAAUCUCUUCUCCUAAGAGCACACUGCCAGACAUCGGGGUGGUCACUUACUGAGCAGGAUCCUUACAAUAACAUUGUCCGCACUGCAAUUGAAGCCAUGGCAGCUGUGUUUGGAGGAACACAGUCUUUGCAUACGAACUCUUUUGAUGAAGCUCUAGGCUUGCCUACUGUGAAAAGUGCUCGGAUUGCUCGGAACACACAAAUCAUCAUUCAAGAAGAAUCUGGGAUUCCAAAAGUGGCUGAUCCUUGGGGAGGAUCAUAUAUGAUGGAAUCUCUCACAAAUGAUGUUUAUGAAGCUGCUCUGAAGCUGAUACAUGAAAUUGAAGAAAUGGGUGGAAUGGCCAAAGCUGUAGCUGAAGGAAUCCCUAAACUUCGCAUUGAAGAGUGUGCUGCCCGAAGACAAGCUAGAAUAGAUUCUGGUUCUGAGGUAAUUGUUGGAGUAAAUAAGUAUCAGUUGGAAAAAGAAGAGUCUGUGGAGGUCCUGGCCAUUGACAAUACUUCAGUGCGCAAGAAGCAGAUUGAGAAACUCAAGAAGAUUAAAUCCAGCAGGGACCCAGCUUUGGCUGAGCAGUGUCUCAGUGCACUGACCCAGUGUGCUGCCAGUGGAGACGGCAACAUCCUAGCUCUCGCAGUCGAUGCAGCUCGUGCGAGAUGUACAGUUGGAGAAAUCACAGAUGCUUUGAAAAAAGUAUUUGGUGAGCAUAAAGCUAAUGAUCGUAUGGUGAGUGGAGCAUAUCGCCAGGAGUUUGGAGAAAGUAAAGAGAUCACAUCUGCCAUCAAGAGAGUUAAUAAAUUCAUGGACCGUGAAGGUCGCAGACCUCGUCUUCUUGUGGCAAAAAUGGGACAAGAUGGCCAUGACAGAGGAGCCAAGGUCAUUGCUACAGGAUUUGCUGAUCUUGGUUUUGAUGUGGACAUAGGCCCUCUUUUUCAGACUCCCCGUGAAGUGGCACAGCAAGCCGUGGAUGCAGAUGUCCAUGCUGUGGGUGUCAGCACACUUGCUGCUGGCCAUAAAACCCUCGUUCCUGAGCUUAUCAAAGAACUUACUGCCUUGGGACGGCCAGAUAUCCUAGUCAUGUGUGGGGGUGUGAUUCCACCACAGGAUUAUGAAUUUUUGUAUGAAGUUGGUGUUUCCAACGUAUUUGGUCCUGGAACCCGGAUUCCCAGGGCUGCUGUUCAAGUGCUUGAUGAUAUUGAGAAGUGCUUGGCCGAGAAGCAGCAAUCUGUAUAACGUCUGGAUCUUUUAGUUAUGACCAAAGAACGUAGUAGUAAAUCUGUGUCUUCAGAUAAUCCCAACAUGUGUUAGUAUGCUUGCUUUGGAAACCUCAUAUCAAAAGACUGAUUAUAAAUGUGCAGUCAUGCCAAUACACAUAUUUAAAGAAUCUGAAUUAAAAAAAAACCCUCUGAAAAUCAUUUACACCAAAUAUUUUUUUAAGUAAACUAUUCUAGAAAAUUAAAAUGCUAUACUACUUAGAAAUAGCUAAUAAUACAAUUCUUAUAAAUAAUUAAACUUUGGUUUGUCCUUUGAGAUGAGGUCUCAAUGUGUAGCUCAAGUUGUCUUGCAGCUCACUCUGUAGACCAGGCUGGCCUCGAACUCAGAGAUCCACCUGCCUCUCUCUGCCUCCCUACUACAAGGAUUAGAGGUAUGUGCCUCUAUGCCCGACAAAUAGUUAAACUUUAUAUUUAAAAAAUGAAUGAUUCUUCAAUUUAGUGUUGAUUUGAGUACUAGCUACUCAAGUUCCUAUGUUAAUGUAUUUAACAAAAUAAUGCCAUUUAUCUCACAAGAAAUAGUGGAGGGUACUUAUGGAUGGAAAUAGACUGGGGUUGUGGUCCUCACAGGUCUACUGUUGCUUCACUUAAAGUAGUAGCUCUCAUCCCCUGUACAAAGGAAUAGGGACAUGGAAGAUAUGCCUUCCAGGUUGCUUCAGCUUCUUCUCAGCAUGGGAAUGAUACUGUUAAUGUCAGGUCUGGCCUCAAAACUCUGGCAAAGAUGUGUGUGUAUGCUCCCUUAAAUGAAGUGCUGAUGGACAGAUGAAUUUGCUAUAAUGGCAAUCUAAGUCUAUUAUAUAAAAUAAAUGAAUUUUCAGAUCUAGAAACAUGGUGGUCUGUAUAGAUUUUCUUAUUAAAGUUAAUUUACAAAAAUAAAAAUCAUCUGAAGAA
Molecule: messenger RNA, 3318 nt
Organism: Mastomys coucha (southern multimammate mouse)
Lineage: Eukaryota; Metazoa; Chordata; Mammalia; Rodentia; Muridae
Gene: Mmut
Product: methylmalonyl-CoA mutase
Exons: 13
Coding region: 143-2389 (748 amino acids)
Cellular component (GO): mitochondrion
Molecular function (GO): methylmalonyl-CoA mutase activity; cobalamin binding; metal ion binding
Source: RefSeq, a predicted model, not a curated record